ACUGGGCUUCCAAAGAACUGGAAUGGAAAACAUUUUUACCUGAGCGCGUAGUAAAACAGGCUCAGUCACGUCCGGGUUACCUCUUUAAGAGUGCCUGAGCCGAGCUUGCACUCAUCAGUCACUUCACCUUAAGCAGUAAGAGCACGGCUCUCCGUCCAUCCUGCAGCAGGUUGUCCCUCAGUCUUCUGCGACAGAACACUCGUCUUCCACUUCAACCUCCACAUCUACACUGAGGUUCCACCAUGUUCAACAGCAAAGUCCACGAAUGUGUGGUGUGCUGCCACGAGUUCUCCCGCAGCAACCGAAUCCCACGAGUCCUCCACUGCCACCACACCUUCUGCAUCCUGUGCCUGGAGAAGCUGUGCAGGCACGAGAUCACCAUGCAGACCAUCCCCUGCCCUCUGUGCCGCUGGAUCACGUGCACCCCGGCCGACCUGGCCCUGUCCGAAGCCCUGUACAUCGACACCGAGAUCUGGAGCCACAUCACGGAGCACGAGCAGGAGGAGAGGGAGGAUCUACCGGUGGUUUUGAACGACGCAAAGACACCAGUCAAGUCGAAGCUAUCUGAUUCGAGGCAAUCCACGCUCAAAAAGUUGAUCAGCUUUUUGAAGGGCUACUGACCCUGGAGGAGAACCCUCUUCUCUCAUUGUGUUGGACUUGAAGAAGCUGAAGAUGAGCCUCAUGGAGUCUCGAGCUCAGUGAACACAACAGAUACGUCUGUGUGGCUUGUGAGGAGCCGAGACCUGAACUUUUGCUUCAAAGUUAGUUUUUAGUUUGUUUUUCUGUGAUGAACCUGGAACAAGAAGCACCGUCUGUGAAUAAGUUGUAAAAUACUGCUGAAGAGUAAUUUGCAAUAAUUGUUAUUUGUAUGUAUUUAUAAUCUAGUGUGUGUAUAUAUAUAUGUAUAUAAUAUUCUGUAAAAUAUCAGUUAAUUAAUGCUUAUUAGAUGCUGAUUUGUUUCCAGAGCAUAAUUCAGUGGCUACAAGUUUCCAACUUAGUGUUGGGCCCAUAAUGAAGGAAAAGUCAUAUUAACAGAAUAAAGUU
Molecule: messenger RNA, 1044 nt
Organism: Platichthys flesus (European flounder)
Lineage: Eukaryota; Metazoa; Chordata; Actinopteri; Pleuronectiformes; Pleuronectidae
Product: RING finger protein 224-like
Exons: 3
Coding region: 243-620 (125 amino acids)
Biological process (GO): protein ubiquitination
Molecular function (GO): ubiquitin protein ligase activity
Source: RefSeq, a predicted model, not a curated record